UAAAUAUAGAAAGUAUACAUCCAAUUAGUAAAAAUAUUUCUACUUCAUCUCAAAUUGAAAAUAUUAAUAAUACAUCUAAAAAUGAAGAAAUUAUUAUAGCUACAUCUCAAAAUGAUAAUAUUGCAGAAAUAAGUGUUGAAUUACAAUCAGCUACAGUAUUAAAUGAAGUCGAACAAGAAUUUUUGAGAAAAUUUCGCACUAAAAUGACAAAUGAUCUUACUGCAUUCAGAGACUUUAUAGUUCAUCAUAAUAUUGUUGCAAAUGCACUAUAUUGGUUAAAGGCAAAUAAUCAUUAUUAUGCUGAUAUUAUUAUCAACAAUGAAGUACUUGAAUCUUUGCCUGAAGAUGAUGAUGAUUCAAAUAUUGAAAUUGAAGAUGAAAUUACAUGUUCUUUUGUAUCUUUUCUUCUACUAACUGAUUGUGAAAAUGUUGCUAUUAAUAAUGCUUUUGACAUCUGA
Messenger RNA from Racocetra fulgida, 458 nucleotides. NCBI's taxonomy places the organism in Eukaryota, Fungi, Glomeromycota, Glomeromycetes, Diversisporales, Gigasporaceae. The record is from the annotation of a GenBank genome assembly.